AUGUCUCGUUUGAUUGUAAAGGGACUUCCAAAGUACUACACGGAGCAGAAGCUUCGUGAGCAUUUCUCCAAGCAGGGAAAUGUGACCGAUGUCAAGUUGAUGAAAACAAGAAAUGGAGAAUCAAGAAGAUUUGCCUUUAUUGGUUACAAAUCGUUUGAAGACGCCGAGAAGGCAGCUAGAUAUUUCAACAAGUCGUUCAUAGAUACCUCCAGAAUCGAUGUUGAAGUUGCCAAGACCUUUUCCGAUCCUACCGUUCCAAUUUCAUUUAAAGAGAACAGAAGAUUACAACAGGAUAGACUCAGAGAACAAGAAGAUAGAUUACUUGCCGAAGAAGAAGAAAGAAAGACCAAGAAGCAAAAGGUCAAGGGUAAGUCUGCUCUUGAAGAAGAAAUGGAAAACAACCCUAAAUUGAAGGAAUUUAUGGAAGUCAUGAAGCCUUCUCAUCAAGUAAAGUCAUGGGCUAACGAUGCUGCCGCCGAUGGAUCUGGUGCGCCAUCAGCAAAGGCCCUUGAAGAGUACUUGGCCAAGCAAGAAAAUGGCACUCUCACUAACGAACAAGGUAGAUCUCAAGAUGUGAUACAAGCGCCAGAUAGAGACAGUGAUAACGAGUAUGAAGACUUUGGGAAGGGAGAAGAGGCCGAAGAAGACGAAGAAGAAGAGGUCAUGAUGAGUUUAAGUGAAGUACCAGAAACCAAGCCAAUGGAAACCACUGAAGUAGAUGAAAAUGCCACCGAUCUUGACUGGCUUAAGGCUAGAAGAAGACACAUGAGAGACAGUGAAAUGACUCCUGAAGAAAAGGCAUCUACUGAUGCUACUUCUAAUGGGGCUAGCUCUUCUGCCCCAAUCGAUACCACCAAUUCAGAAUCAAACGUGGACUCUGAAAGUACUUCCAAGCCUAGAGUAGCCCCAACCUUCACUAAGCCAGACCCUACUGCCAACUUUGAAGAAAAGAUUUCUGAAACCGGUCGUCUUUUCAUUAGAAACAUUCUUUACACAUCUACAGAAGAAGAAUUCAGAAACUUGUUCCAAAAAUACGGUCAACUUGAAGAAGUACACAUUGCUAUCGAUACCCGUACUGGGAAAUCCAAGGGGUUUGUGUACGUUCAAUUUCAAAACAGUGCUGAUGCAGUUUCUGCUUACCAUGCCUUGGAUAAGGAAAUUUUCCAAGGUCGUUUAUUACAUAUUUUACCAGGGGAAAAGAAAAAGGAUCAUAGACUUGACGAGUUCGACUUGAAGAACUUGCCAUUAAAGAAACAAAAGGAAUUGAAGAGAAAGGCACAAGCUAACAAGACCCAAUUCAGUUGGAACUCCUUAUAUAUGAACUCUGAUGCUGUAUUGGCAUCUGUUGCCGCCAAGAUGGGUGUUUCCAAGUCUCAAUUGAUUGACGUACAAAGCUCUGAUUCUGCAGUUAAACAAGCAUUGGCCGAAGCCCAUGUUAUUGGUGAUGUCAGAAAGUACUUCGAGAGCAAAGGUGUUGAUUUAACUGUCUUUGACAAGAAGGAAAGAGAUGACAAAGUUAUUUUGGUUAAGAAUUUCCCAUAUGGAACUACUAUAGAAGAACUUGGAGAAUUAUUUUCCGAACAUGGUCAGAUCAAAAGAAUGUUGAUGCCACCGGCUGGAACCAUUGCAAUUGUUGAAUUCAGAGAUGCACCAGGAGCAAGAGCAGCAUUCACUAAAUUAGCAUACAAAAGAUUUAAGAAGAGUAUCAUCUACUUAGAAAAGGGUCCAAAGGAUUUAUUCACCAAGGAACCAUCUUUGGAAGAUGUUGUCUCUACUGAAGAGAAAACCGAAUCUGCUGUUGAAGCCAAGGUUACCGCACAUGAUGUUUUGGGUGGUAGUACUGAAACUUCAACUGCUCAAGAAACCAACGAUGACGUUGUGGAUGGCCCAACUGUUUCUAUCUUUGUUAAGAACUUGAAUUUCACCACUACAACUGAACAAGUUACCGAACUCUUCCUGCCAUUAACUGGAUUUGUUGUGGCUAAUGUUAAAACUAAGGCUGAUCCUAAGAAACAAGGAGCUUACCUUAGUAUGGGUUUUGGUUUCGUAGAAUUCAGAACCAAGGAACAAGCAAACACAGCCAUUUCCACCCUUGAUGGUCAUAUUCUUGAUGGUCAUAAACUUCAAUUAAAGUUAUCUCACAGACAAUCAGGAACCACUUCAACAAACAAAAAGACCGCCACUGGAAGCAAAUCCAGCAAGAUUAUUAUCAAGAAUUUGCCAUUCGAAGCCACCAGAAAGGACAUUUUGGAAUUAUUCGGUGCUUUUGGUCACUUGAAGUCUGUUAGAGUACCAAAGAAGUUUGACAAAUCCGUCAGAGGUUUUGCCUUUGUUGAAUUUACAAUGUUGAAGGAAGCUGAAAAUGCCAUGAACCAAUUGGAAGGUGUACAUUUGUUAGGUAGAAGAUUAGUGAUGCAAUACGCUGAACUAGAUGCCGAAGAUGCCGAAGAACAAAUUGAUAAGAUGACCAAAAAGGUUAAGAAACAAGUUGCUACUCAACAACUCGGUGCUGCAAGAUUGGCUGGUAAGGGUAAGAAUACCUUGUUAGAGGAAGAAAGUGAGUUUGAUACUUUAGGUUAG
Molecule: messenger RNA, 2580 nt
Organism: [Candida] anglica
Lineage: Eukaryota; Fungi; Ascomycota; Pichiomycetes; Serinales; Debaryomycetaceae
Source: the annotation of a GenBank genome assembly